Molecule: messenger RNA, 1050 nt
Organism: Didymodactylos carnosus
Lineage: Eukaryota; Metazoa; Rotifera; Eurotatoria; Philodinida; Philodinidae
Source: the annotation of a GenBank genome assembly
AUGGCGAAUGGUAAUGGUGUAUCCAUGGAACUCGAUCGUGUGGGAGUCAAGAUUGAUUACAGAACUAGACCACAACGUUUCUCUUGUCAAGAUCCAGAAGCACUCGCCACUGGACUACGUCAUCUUGAACAACAUGGAUACACAGUUAUAUCGGAUGUACUGGAUGAGACCGAAGUAAACACCGCCAAGAAUCUAAUUUGGCAACAUUUAGAGGGACUCAAACCGCCAUAUAAGAUAAAACGUGGACAACUUCAUACAUGGAAUCAAUGGCCGGGUAAACACGAAGCCGGUAUUGUUGAAGAUUUUGGAUCUGGGAAUUCACAAGCUCAAUGGUUUAUUCGUUCUGUACCUGCGGUAAAAAAUGUCUUCGCUGAAAUCUGGCAUACUCGAGAGUUAUUGUGCUCUAUGGAUGGUAUUGGUCUAUUCAGACCCUGGCAUUUGAAUCCACAACUUCCACAAAGAGGCUUACAAAAUGAAAACAAUUCAUGGAAAACCGUUGGCGCUAAUUGGCAUGUUGACCAAAGUCCCGUCACAAAACCCAAUCGAGUGUGCGUACAAGGUAUCAUCAAUCUGUUGCCAGCUGACGAAACGACCGGUGGAUUGAUGGUGAUACCCGGCUCACAUAAUCGAUUUCAUGAAUUACUCUCCGGCUGGAGAAAAUCGGGAAAUAACUGUAAAGUUCCUGUGUAUCACGAAAUUUUGCAAGAAGGAUAUGGUUUGUUAGUCCAAGCUGACCCGGGCGAUUUGUUAUUGUGGGACUCUCGUACCGUUCAUUGCAAUACACCUUCCUUCGUCACCCCACCGCCACCAAACAACUUAGAAACGCCCAGCUUAUUGAGAAUGGUUAGUUACAUUUGCAUGACACCAUUAGCGUUCGCAGAGAAUCCGGAUGAAUUAAUUGCCGCUCGACUGCACGCAUUUCGUUAUCGACUGACAACGUCACACUGGCCGCACGAAUUUCAGAUUAUGGGAGGCGAAGUGUCAAGGGGUGAAAAUAAUAUUCAGUUGACAGAUUAUCAGCGAAACCUAAUUUUAGGGAUUGAUCAAUAA